This is a messenger RNA of Ilex paraguariensis (yerba mate), 753 nucleotides long. Lineage: Eukaryota; Viridiplantae; Streptophyta; Magnoliopsida; Aquifoliales; Aquifoliaceae. The record is from the annotation of a GenBank genome assembly.
AUGUUUGUUGGCGAUUCGUUGAGCCUAAACCAAUGGCAGUCGCUCACAUGCAUGCUUCAUGUAGCAGUGCCACAAGCUAAGUACACCUCGGAGAGAAUUGGAGGGCUGUCCAGAUUCACAUUCCCGAUGUAUAAUGCUUCAAUCAUGUUCUUCCGAAAUGCUUUUCUUGUUGAUAUCAUAAGCGAAAAAAGUGGAAGGGUUCUCAAACUGGACUCACUCUCUACUAGUAAAGUGUGGCAAGGGAUGGACACAUUGAUCUUCAACUCAUGGCAUUGGUGGCUUCACACUGGAAGGAAACAACCUUGGGAUCUUAUUCAAGAUGAUAAUGCUACGUACAAAGACAUGGACCGCUUGGUUGCCUACGGGAAAGCAUUGAAUACAUGGGCUAGAUGGAUAGAAUCUAAUGUUGAUCAGAGAAAGACCAAAGUGUUCUUUCAGGGUGUUUCCCCAGAUCAUGCCAGUGGUACAGGAUCGAAUGCAAAGAACUGUGGGAGACAAACGCAGCCAUUACCUGGCCCGAACUAUCUGGGAGGGCCACACCCAGCGGAAGUGGUACUAGAGCAGGUUUUGCAGUCAAUAUCUAAACCAGUCUAUUUGCUCAACAUCACUGGCAUGUCACAACUAAGGAUAGAUGGGCACCCAUCGGUUUAUGGACAUGGAGGGCACAGAGAGAUGGACUGCAGCCAUUGGUGUCUAGCUGGAGUCCCUGAUUCUUGGAAUCAACUGUUGUACACAGCUCUCGUUCAAAGCUAA